Messenger RNA from Carica papaya (papaya), 1193 nucleotides. Its product is annotated as Peroxidase superfamily protein. NCBI's taxonomy places the organism in Eukaryota, Viridiplantae, Streptophyta, Magnoliopsida, Brassicales, Caricaceae. Gene Ontology annotation, molecular function: peroxidase activity; heme binding. Gene Ontology annotation, biological process: hydrogen peroxide catabolic process; response to oxidative stress. The record is from RefSeq and is a predicted model, not a curated record.
UAACACAUCUUCAUGCAAAAAAGACCUUCUCCUAAAUAUUUCUUUCUCUUGAGCUAAAGAAAUGGCUGUUUUCGAGCUGAAGAAACUCUUCCUUCCCACCAUUUUCCUUCUCUUGCUAACAAUUACGCACUCGAAUUCAAAACUCGAUGCUCAUUACUACGAUCAAACAUGUCCACAGGCUGAAAAAAUCAUACUCCAAACUGUUCGUAAUGCUUCCAUCUAUGAUCCUAGAGUUCCUGCUCGUCUUCUUCGCAUGUUUUUCCACGACUGUUUCAUAAGGGGAUGUAAUGCCUCAGUAUUAUUGGACUCGACCCCAGAAAACCAAGCAGAAAAAGAUGCUCCUCCUAAUAUUUCUCUUCGAUCAUUUUAUGUUAUCCACGACAUCAAAUCUAAACUUGAAGUCACAUGUCCACAUACAGUUUCUUGUGCUAAUAUACUUACUAUUGCAGCUAGAGAUGUUGUAACAAUGUCGGGAGGACCUUAUUGGAAUGUUUUGAAAGGAAGAAAAGAUGGACGGAUCUCUAAAGCAAACGAAACCAUUAAUUUACCAGCACCAACCUUCAACGUUUCACAGCUAAUACAGAGCUUCGGCAUGAGAGGUUUAGGAGUCAAAGAUUUGGUUUCUUUAUCGGGAGGACACAGCCUAGGGUUUUCCCAUUGUUCUUCUUUUGCUUCAAGAUUACAUAACUUCAGCUUGGUACAUGACGUUGACCCCAUCAUGAACAUUAACUUUGCUUUAGAGCUGAAGAAAAAAUGCCCGAAGCCAAACAAGGAUCGAAAUGCAGGAGACUUCUUAGACUCCACUCCCUCCAUCUUCGACAACAACUAUUACAAACUGGUGGUGGCAGGGAAGGCCUUGUUUGGAUCGGACCAGGCAUUGUUUGGCGAUGAGAGGACUAGAUGGAUUGUUGAAAAGUUUGCUGGGGAUCAAGAUUUAUUCUUUAAAGAGUUUGCUACUUCCAUGGUGAGGCUUGGAAAUGUUGGAGUGGUGGAAAAUGGAGAAGUUAGACUUAAUUGUCGCUUGAUAAAUUGAGAGAGAGAGAGAGAAAGAAGAUAAUUGAGAGAAAAAAGGGAGAGAGGGAGAGAGAGAGAGAGAGAGAGAGAUCAGAGAGAAAGAGGUAAUAAAUAAGCCGGCUAUGAAUUGAUAUUACCUAUAUACUUAAAUCAUUUCACGUUUAUAUCUUUUCAUUUAA